GAGCCAACCGGAAAUGCUCAGUGAUGGAAGGGGACCUGCAGCAGCUCACGUCAAAGAACAGGAACCUGACUAAAGAGAAGGAACAGAUACAGGAAAAUCACAGCUCCCUGAUCAGUGACAAUAACCAGCUGAAGAAAAACUUCAAAGCUGUGUUAGAUAAAUCACACCACCUGACUUCAUAUUGUGACACCACUGAAAUACAGAAACCAUGCCGACCGUGUCCACAGGGCUGGGAGCCGUUCAACUCCAGCUGCUACUUUAUCUCCAUGGAGCAGAAAUCAUGGAAGGACAGUCGGAUUGAAUGUCUUAAGUUGGGAGCUGACCUGGUAAUUAUGGAGAGCAAAGAGGAACAAGACUUCAUUAAGGGAAAAACAGAUAAUCACUGGAUUGGACUGAAAUAUAAUGCAGAGAAGAAUGUUUGGAUUUGGCUGGAUGGCAGAUCUCUGAGAGGUUUCCCGAAGCCGAGUCCACAUUUCCAGGAUGAAAACUGUGCUAGAAGCGGGCCUACUUCAUGGGAGGGUUGGCCCUGCGAUACAAAGGCUCGAUGGAUCUGUGAGACUAGAGCGCUGCUCCUAAAUCACCUCUGAACAGCAUUAAUGUGGAGGCCGACAAAAAGUAACCAGCCGGAUCAUGCCAUGAAAAAUCGCUUCCUUUCACAAGUAAACGUGUCAAGGUCUUUUAACAGUAUGUGUAUAUAAAAUUAAGAAUAAAAAAGAAGAUUCUUAUUGUCAGUGAGUAGGAAUUAAAAGCAGCAAUGUCCCUUGUUCUUGCCAAAAAGUGUAUUCCGUUACAUUUAUGCGAUAUACGCUUGUGUGUGGUUGUGAUCAGCAGAGAGAGGCCAAGUGUUAAUUUGGCCGUAGCUACGAGUUGCCACAAGAUGGUGCAGAAUCUUCUCCAAAACAUAAGUAAAAAUCAUAAAACCAGCCCAGUAUUUACAUUCAUUUUCAA
This is a messenger RNA of Paramormyrops kingsleyae, 948 nucleotides long. The record is from RefSeq and is a predicted model, not a curated record. NCBI's taxonomy places the organism in Eukaryota, Metazoa, Chordata, Actinopteri, Osteoglossiformes, Mormyridae.